Messenger RNA from Peronospora matthiolae, 1365 nucleotides. Lineage: Eukaryota; Oomycota; Peronosporomycetes; Peronosporales; Peronosporaceae. The record is from the annotation of a GenBank genome assembly.
AUGCAACAUUGUGGAACCGGGUUAGAAGAAGCAAGUGCCCCGGAUGACUUUGAAUCGCACCAAGCGAAGCGACGGUCAAGCGCUCGAGCCAAUAUGGACGAAGAGCGAAAGGGCAGUGACGAAGAUAACGAGGAUGCUACACCUCAAGUCUUUUGGAGAGCGAGUGCCAACACAGUCGAAUUUACUGACAUUUCCGAGCCGACAACGUUUGAAGAUGCUGUUGGUGGACCAGAUCAAGUGCAUUGGCGUAAAGCAAUCUGUGCCGAGCUGGACUCGAUGAAACUUCGUGGCAUAAAAAGGAAAGCUGAUGGAUCCAUCGAGAAAUGCAAGGCGCGUCUCGUGGCAAAAGGGUUCAAGCAGAAAUAUGGCAUCGACUACACGGAGACGUUUUCGCCGGUGGUCAAGUACGUGACGCUGCGCAUGGUGGUUGCAAUCACGAAGUACUUUGACUGGACACUGGACCAACUGGACGUGGUGACAGCUUUCCUAUACGGAGAAAUGAAGGAAAAGGUAUUCUGCGCGAUCCCAGAAGGGGUCGAAGUUGAUGAAGGCUUUGACUGCUUUGAACUGGUCAAGGCGAUCUACGGACUAAAACAAGUAUCGCGUGUAUGGAACGAGACUUUCCAUGAGUUCGUCUGCUCCAUUGGAUUUCAAGUAUCCGAUUUUGACCCGUGUCUUUAUCUCAAGAUUACAAGUGGCGAGUGCGUGCUUUUGCUGGUAUACGUCAAUGAUGUGCUGGUGACUGGCAGCUCGACCGAACUGAUUAUGCGCACCAAGAGUGACUUAAAGGCGCGUUUCGAAAUGACCGACAGCGGCAAGUGCGCAUUCGUGUUGGGCUUCGAGCUGGUGGACAACGACAACGGUAGCGUGACGAUGUGCCGGCGACGCUACGUGGAAGAUGUCCUCAAACGUUUUGGCAUGAGCGACUGCAAAGCCGUCACCAGCCCAACAGACAUCAGUUCUCGACUCAUACCAAGCACCGCAGCAAUGAAGUUCUCCACAUCAGCGCGAGGUCUCCCCAAGAGCUACGAGAAUGUCGUGCUGAACUUGGAGAUGAGCAGCGUAGAACUGCGGACGCAAGACGCCGUGAAAGAGCUGACGAGUGAGCACAUCAAGAGACAAGGAAACAAGGAAACAAGACGACGUCGGUAUAAAAAUGAACAAGUGACCAAGGCCUUCAGUACCGAGCGUGAGGUUCGUCAGUGUACGUUCUGUGGAAAAUUGGGGCACACGGUCGAAAAGUGCUGGACCAAGCAGAAAGAAGACAAUCGGGGAGCUCGACGCGGCGGCAAUGCUGGUGGACGCGGAGCGAAUCAAGUUCAGUGGAAAGGCUACAACGGCAACAACAACUAUGACCAUGAUUGA